AUUUAUUAGAAUUAAAGCAAUAUGUUGAGAAUGAUUUAAAAGGGAAAGGUAAAAUUGAAAUCAUUGUUGGAGAUGUUACAAAUGAACAGGUUGUUGAAGAAGCGAUCGGAAAAUCUAUUGAGUUAUGGGGAAAAUUAGAUGGUAUUGUUGCAAAUGCUGGAGUUCUUCCUAUGGGUACAGUGGCUAAUUGCAGUAUAGAUGAAUGGAAACGAAGUUUUGAUAUAAAUUUCUUUUCAGUAAUUGGUUUAAUUCAAAAAUCAAUAUCGCAAUUAAGGCAAAAUAAGGGAGUAUUUGUUACAGUAUCAUCCGGAUCAGCUAAUAAAUCAUAUCGUGGAUGGUGUCCAUAUGGCUCCGGUAAGGCAGCACUUAAUUUGCUGACAUCUACAGUUGCAGUUGAAGAACCUGAAAUCGCAGCAAUAGCACUACGUCCCGGAAUUGUCGAUACUGAUAUGCAAAAAGUUGUACGCGAAAAAGGCUUGGAAAUGGGAAUGAGUAAAUCAGAAUAUGACUAUUUUGUAAAUUUAUAUGAAUCAAAUAAUUUAGUUCCCGUUGAACGUCCAGCUUAUGUUUUUGCUUCUUUAGUUUCUUGUGCUGGUGAAAGAUUUGAUACUAUUAAACAUUUAAGUGGUAGAUACUUAAGUUGGGAUGAUCUUGAAAUGGAAGCUCAUAGGGAAAAGUAA
Messenger RNA from Funneliformis geosporum, 680 nucleotides. NCBI's taxonomy places the organism in Eukaryota, Fungi, Glomeromycota, Glomeromycetes, Glomerales, Glomeraceae. The record is from the annotation of a GenBank genome assembly.